AUGGCGUCAGCUAAGUUUCUGGAGGAAGCUCUCAGCACGGACGUCGAUGAAUCCGCGGUAAACGCGAUCGUGGGCUCGCUCGAGACGCAGUUGGUAACGUCGUCGCCGGCAGUCGCGGGUCACUCUUUAGUAACUUCAGCCACGGGUCACCAGAACCAUCACCACCAGUUAACCACGGGUAUUUCGAACGGGGGCAGCAUCCCCAGCGCGGUACAGAAACAUGGGGUUGCCAACGGCGGCGGUACCACCACCGUAAACAACUCACUGAUGACUCAGGAAGUCACCAAGUCCAUUACUACGACCACCUUGCUGCCAGUUAACGUCGUCAGCUCUUCCCAGGUCGUAGUUUCUACUCAACAUCAGCAGCAACAUCAUCAACAACACCAACAACACCAACAACACCAACAUCAAGUGCAGCAACAUCAACAACACCAACAGCACCAACAACAGCACGUCCAUACUGUAAGCACCAGCGGGGGGAACAUCAGCAGUGCCGGUAGUGCGUUCCCGAUCAACCAGGUCCAGGUGACGAGCAACCAGCAACAGCCGAGCAACAUCGCCCUGACCAAGGCCCACGAGUCCGUAAAGUUGAUCUACAACCCGGCAGUAGCUGGGCAAGUGGUUACCUCUGGUGUUGUUAAUGUUAAUAAUAAACUGACUUUCCCCGCGCAAACUGUCGGGCAGCUAGCCAACGGGACUCUCGGGGUUUCCUCGCAGGGAACUGUGCUUCAGAGUGCCUCCAAUGUCGUCGUCAGCAAUGUCGGCUCGGUAGUGACUCAAAGUGGACAGCAAACUGUUGUUGGUGGGGUUAAUAAACCCGGGCCCGGUACUGCGCUUGUUAUUAAGACUAGUGGUGCACCUGGGGGCAUGGUUUCUGUUCCGAUGUCCGUUCCGGCUUCUGUCGCUGGUAAUGUCGUCACCACGACGUUACAGGCCAAAGCUGGAGGAGUCGCCUCGUCCAUUGUGCCUAGCAAUGUCCAGUUUGUUAAUGUUAAUGCGGUGAGACCCGGAACUCCCGUGGCUGGUCAGCAACCUGGGAAACAAGUCGCUGCCUCUAGGGUUGUUAUUGGGCCGCAUAUUGUCAAUACUAGACCUGGAGGUCCAGGGAUUACACUGCAAACUCUUCAUGGAUUGCAACCCGGUACCCAGGGACACCUGAUUGUCAAAACAGAAAAUGGACAGUAUCAAUUGUUGAGGGUAGGCCCGGUCUCAGCAACUCCUGGCGGGAAUGCUGUCCCUCCUAAUAACAUUGCGGGGAACGCAGUGGUUGCCUCGACUCCUGGAGCAACUGCUUAUCGUCUGACCUCUGUACCGGCUGUAAGUAGGCUGAACGCUCAGUUCACUGGGCCACCACUCGCCACCAUUCGAAAACCCGUUCAGACGGUAGCUCCGAGCGUAACCACGACGACAGUUACACCAGGAACAGUAGUGAGUUCUACUACGACGGCAACACCCGCAACAACGCCAGCCACGACAACUCCAGUAGCGCAAACACCUCAACAGCGCCAAACCGCAGAUAAUACCAAAGAAAAGUGUCGUAAAUUUUUAGCAAACUUGUUAGAAUUAUCUAGUCGGGAACCUAAAGCAGUGGAACGUAAUGUACGGUCGUUAAUACAAGAGUUAAUUGAUACUAAAGUUGAACCUGAAGAGUUUUGUGAUAGACUCGAGAAAUUAUUAAACGCAUCUCCUCAGCCAUGUUUAAUUGGUUUUCUCAAAAAGAGUUUGCCGCUUUUAAGGCAAUCACUUGUUACCAAGGAAUUGGUCAUCGAUGGUAUCAAACCACCACCUCCAAAUGUUGUUUAUUCGAUAGCAUCAUCUCCAAUCAUUACACAAAAUCAAAUAAGGCCAACAGUUGCAAUGUCGACGGUACCAGUAGUAGUGUCCAGUUCACCAGCUCCAUUAAGAGUUAUGGCACCUCCCUCUGUAGUAACAUCAACAGUUGGUCCUCGAGCGCCUCAAGCGAUUCCAUCUAGACUGAUACGACCGAUGACGACAAUAGUUCGCACUCCAGUGGCACAUACUGUGAAAUCAACCGUAGCGCUUACGAAUGUGAGACUGGCUUCGCCAACUGUACAGAAAUCCCCGAUAACUACCAGCACACUUAUUAAAACGAUACCCACUGCUACGCAGGGUAAGACAGUUAACGCCGCCACUACUGUUAAUAAAACCACAGUGCCUUCUCUUGUUACUAAACCACCGAAUAAAGAAAAAGAAAAAAAGACUUUUUCAUCAGCAGGCUACACGGGUGAUGAUGACAUCAACGAUGUCGCGGCGAUGGGAGGUGUAAAUCUCGCUGAAGAGUCUCAGAGAAUUCUUGGAUCAACAGAAUUUGUCGGUACGCAAAUACGGUCUUGUAAGGAUGAAGUUUUCUUACAUGUCUCGCCACUUCAGCAGAGGAUUAAACAAAUUGUUUCGAGUUACGGGCUUGAAGAACCGAAUCAAGAAGUCGCAGCAUUAAUAUCUCAUGCGACUCAAGAAAGAGUAGAACGUAGAAGACACGAAGAACAGGAACGUGAGUUGCUGUUGAAGGCCGCGAAAAGUCGCGCGAAAAACGAGGAUCCUGAGCAAGCUAAAUUAAAAGCUAAAGCCAAGGAGAUGCAAAGAGCUGAGAUGGAAGAGUUACGGCAACGUGAAGCGAAUCUUACAGCAUUGCAGGCGAUAGGUCCGCGGAAAAAGCCGAAAUUAGACACUGGUAGUUCGACAAAUAACCCUGGAGGGAGUGCGAGUGUAAAUGCCUCCGCGUCAGGAGUUAACAGACCAAUGCCAAUGAGGCCGCGAGUGAAGAGAGUUAACUUUAGGGACCUUUUGUUCCUCCUCGAGCAGGAGAAGGAGUCGUGUAGAAGCACAACGCUCUAUAAAGCAUACUUGAAGUGA
This is a messenger RNA of Cotesia congregata, 2874 nucleotides long. NCBI's taxonomy places the organism in Eukaryota, Metazoa, Arthropoda, Insecta, Hymenoptera, Braconidae. The record is from the annotation of a GenBank genome assembly.